GAUAACCUGUUUCCAGGAUAACUAAUUGUCCAUUACGAUGCGAAUAUCAGUGACCCCUUUGGAUGGUGAUGUUUUCGCUCUAGACGUUUUGAACGAAACUUUGGUCUCCGGAUUAAAGAUGCUCAUUAGCCUUGAGUGUGGCACGUCUGAAGACCAAUUUGUCAUGAUGAAAGACGGUCAGUUUCUAACGGAUCCUGACGCCCAGCUGGGGGCAAUCGGUUUCAAGGACGGUGAUCUCGUCAUACUUCUUCAGUCAAUACAACAAGGUCAGAGUUUAUUCCAACCUAGUGCUCAACGAAAUACCACUCCCCAGGUUGCUUCGGACAUCGCUGGACUAGGUUUUCCAUCUACGGAGCUGCCACAAAACAACAUUCUAGACAUCCCCAAUGUGAAUGCAGAAGUAAUGCGACAAGCCUUGCUGAACAACCCGGAACUACGUUCCGCUUUAUCAGCAGCAAACCCAGAGCUAGCGUCGACAAUUAAUAAUUCAGUUGAUUUCGCCCGUUUGCUCGAAGCUCAGCGAGCUCAGCGUCUACAAAGGCGUCGGGAAUGGGAAGAGGUCGUCAAUGCUGAUCCCCUUGACCCCGCUACUCAAAGUCGCAUAGCUGAUAUGAUCAGACAACAAAAUAUCGACAUGCACAUGGAGAGCGCGCUGGAGCAUUAUCCAGAAACGUUUGCCCAAGUGUCUAUGUUGUUUGUGAAUUGCAAAGUUGGCGGUCAACCAAUCAAGGCGUUCGUCGAUUCGGGUGCUCAAAGUACGAUUAUGAGCGAGAAAUGUGCCAAGCGAUGCAAUUUAGAACGUUUGAUCGACAAACGCUGGUCCGGUAUGGCGUACGGUGUUGGGACGCAAACUAUCAUCGGACGAGUUCACAACGGAGACCUGGAAAUCGAAGGUAUAUUUUUAGCGCCAAAAAUUUAACCCACCCUUACCUGAUUGCACCUUGAACGUUAUACUGCCGGACUGCACCAGCGACACUUGAGACCUGGAGUACACGAUAUGUGCUUGGAUUGUGCACUGCACGGUACCAAAGUUUGCUUUAAAUUAUGUUACUCUUAUUUUCAUUACUGGAAGCGUGUCCAAUGUACAAUUCUAACCGUCCCACAACUUCCCCACACAGUUGUUAACCAUUGUGUGAUAUCAUUCACCAUCUCUAGUCUGCUUGCGCCAUUUUCCUCUCAUCGAUCUAUCUCUUUGCAGACCUCAUUCAUAGUGUUGAAGGACCAGCAAUUAGAUUUGAUGAUCGGUUUGGACAUGCUCAGGCGUCACCAGUGUUGUAUCGAUCUCAAACGUAAUGUGCUACAAUUGGAUGGCGGCCGCGUGGAAACCCCUUUUCUGCCGGAAUCGGAAAUCCCCCUCCAAAUGCGUCACGCUGAGCUUAUGGCAAACGAUUAUGGAUCUUCAGGAGCUGAUCACCAGUCACUAUUGGACAAGCUCACCCAUGAGCAGCGCAUUAAAGUGAAUCAACUUCUCAGUCAGGGAGUCCCAUUGUCCAACGCGAUCAGCGAAUUGGAGUCUCACGGAUGGGAUGUGCAAGAAGCACUGGUCUCGUACGUGUCUAACGAGAAUAGAACCUGAUUUGGCUCCUCUUGAUCCAUUGCUGCCACUGCUGUCUCCGUCUUGGAGGAUCUUGCGCCUUCACAGAUGUGCCACACAUAUCUGAGCUUUCAUGUCUUCAAUUGGAUGAUCCACCCCACGCUUUGUGUUUCAUCCUUUAGGUCCAAGUCUGAUUAUGUCUUUGACCUUUUGUGUUUGACGGAAGAUUUUCCAUUGCUUUGUGCUCUUUCAAGGACACCAACAGGCUGCAUAUUUUGUGACAUCUCCCACAUGUGUUCCAAUCGUAUUUAUGUGAGUUCCUUAUUUUGUUGAACAAUUUGUUUUUUCUACAAAAAUCAACUACCUUUUUCCGUCGGGGACAUCUUUUAAUCGGUUUCUGUAUCUUUUCAGUGUAAAGCCAACGUAUUGCGAUGGCUUAUGCUCAACAUACUAGUCACUGUUUUGAGAAAUGUUACAUUUCUUUUCACACUAUGAUUCGUCAUUA
This is a messenger RNA of Dicrocoelium dendriticum, 2039 nucleotides long. NCBI's taxonomy places the organism in Eukaryota, Metazoa, Platyhelminthes, Trematoda, Plagiorchiida, Dicrocoeliidae. The record is from the annotation of a GenBank genome assembly.